Apis florea (little honeybee) is the source of this 951-nucleotide messenger RNA. Its product is annotated as leptin receptor gene-related protein. Gene Ontology annotation, biological process: late endosome to vacuole transport via multivesicular body sorting pathway. Lineage: Eukaryota; Metazoa; Arthropoda; Insecta; Hymenoptera; Apidae. Gene Ontology annotation, cellular component: endosome. The record is from RefSeq and is a predicted model, not a curated record.
UAUAUAAACAAUUAUAUUUUAAUUAAUUUUUACAAUUUUAAUUUUAUAAUAUGAAAUUAUAUUGUAUGAUGUAAAAAUUAUAUAUUUAUGUAUAAUAUAAUUUCUUUGUUUUGUUUCAUGCUAUUAAUGAUCUUCAUUAAUAAACAGCAUUAGUACUUUUGGCAUUUGGUGGAUCUAUUGGUAUGACAUUUGUCAUACUUGGUUGUGCUUUACCUACAUAUAAAGUAUGGUGGCCAUUUUUUGUUGUACUAUUCUAUAUAUUAGCACCAGUCCCAACUAUAAUUGCACGUCGUUAUACAACAAAUGAUUUUGAAAAUAAUCCUAAUCCAUGUUUGGAAUUGGCAAUAUUUAUUACUAUGGGUUUUGUGGUAUCAUCUUUUGCUCUUCCUAUUGUCUUAGCUCGGUCUCCAGUCAAUGAUCCAGUGAUACAAUGGGGUGCUUGUUAUUUGACUUUAGCAGGUAAUAUUAUUAUAUAUCUAACUCUAGUCGGAUUUUUUGUAACCUUUGAUCAAGACGAACUCGAAUAUAACACAUGUUGAAAUACUGUACUUCAUUGUACUUAUUUAUUAAUACUACAUGGUUUUUGCAAAAUAAAAGGAAUGUAAAUCAUAUACUGCACUGACUGACAGUUAUGUGUUGAUUCUAAGUCAUCGCAAAAUUUAUAGUAUAUUAUUUACAUGAUAUAUAUAUUAUCACAAGUCAUUUAUAGUAGAUACUAUACUAAUACUAUAACAAAUAGUAUUACACUAACUAAUACUAAAGUCAAUAAUGAUUUAUUUUGCUAUUUCUAUGCAGUAAUUAAAAUUUCAAAUUGUAAAGGAUUAAAAUUUUUAUAAACUUUUUUGGAUAAAAUUAGAAGUAUGACUAUGCUGAAAUAUGUAAAAUUUAAUAUACUAUUUAUUGAAUUUAAGUUCUUGAAAGCAAUAUUAAUAAAUACAAUUUUUUAUAUUA